GUCCUUCUUUGCUUCGCAGGGCUCCAGCAUGGCGGACACCGGUGUGGUGGAGACGCUUCUACAGCGGAUUGAGAAGGCGGACGAUGGCGUGGACAGCCUGGAAGUGGCUAACAGUCUCGGGCUGGACCACCAGGUCAUCGUCGGAGCCGUGAAGAGUCUGCAGGCCGUCGGCGACGUAAUCUCAGCCGAGCUGCGCUCCUCCAAGCGCUGGGAGCUGACGGAUGAGGGCACGGAGAUAGCCGACCAAGGCAGCCAGGAAGCCCGGGUCUUCGGCUCCGUCCCGGUGGAGGGUCUGGCACAGAGUGAGCUCAUGAAACUUUCCUUUGGGAAGAUCGGCUUCAGCAAGGCCAUGUCCAACAAGUGGAUCAGAGUGGACAAGGCACACGAGGGCGGCCCGAGGAUAUUCAGGACUGUGGAGAGCAUAGAGGACCAGGUCAGACAGAAGCUGCUCCUCGUACAGAAAGGCAACACGUCUCAGCUGGAAGAGAAGGAGAAGAACGAGCUGAAGAAGAGGAAGCUGCUCUCUGAAGUGACGGUGAAGAAUUACUGGAUCACUAAAGGAAACUCCUUCAGCACCACCCUCACCAAACAGGACACGGAGCUCACGCCUGAGAUGAUUGCCAGUGGAAACUGGAAAGAGAAGAAAUUUAAGCCCUACAACUUUGAGGCCAUGGGUGUAGCCCCAGACUGUGGCCACCUGCACCCGCUGAUGAAGGUUCGAACACAGUUCAGGCAGAUCUUCCUGGAGAUGGGCUUCACCGAGAUGCCGACCAACAACUUCAUAGAAAGCUCUUUCUGGAACUUCGACUCCCUGUUCCAGCCCCAACAGCAUCCGGCCAGAGACCAGCACGACACCUUCUUCCUUUCCGACCCAGCACUUGCCCAUGAGUUCCCCCAGGACUAUCUGGAGAGAGUGAAGCGGGUCCACUCAGAGGGAGGCUUCGGUUCACAGGGGUACAAAUAUGACUGGAAGAUAGAAGAGGCUCAGAAGAACAUCCUCCGUACUCACACCACGGCGGUCAGCGCGCGCAUGUUGUAUAAACUUGCACAGCAGGAGAAGUUCACCCCUGUCAAGUACUUCUCCAUCGACCGGGUGUUCAGGAACGAGACCCUGGACGCCACCCAUCUCGCCGAGUUCCACCAGAUCGAGGGCGUGGUGGCCGACUACGGACUCACACUGGGAGACCUCAUGGGCAUCCUGCAUCAGUUCUUCAACAAAUUAGGAAUUACCAAACUGCGCUUCAAGCCUGCCUUCAACCCGUACACAGAGCCCAGCAUGGAAGUGUUCAGCUACCAUGAAGGACUAAAGAAGUGGGUGGAGGUGGGAAACUCUGGGAUCUUCAGACCAGAGAUGCUGCUGCCCAUGGGUCUUCCUGAGGAUGUGUCUGUCAUCGCCUGGGGCCUGUCUCUGGAGAGGCCGACCAUGAUUAAAUACGGCAUCAACAACAUUAGAGAGCUGGUGGGACACAAGGUGAACCUGCAGAUGGUUUACGACAGCCCCAUCUGUCGACUGGACUCCUGAGUUUCACGCAGCUAUUAUUAAUAUUCAUAUUUUUGGAUGGACAGACUUUACCUCUGCUAUGUAACAUCUGACUCUCGGUUGAGGAAUCCCUCCACCAGACGGCUCAUCUGAACCCGAGCGGGCGGAGGUGUUUCUCCAUUCAGAUCUCAAACAGGUUUUCAAAGGGCUUUAACUCGUAGGAUCAGCGUUUGUAUGAACUUGAUACUCUGCUGCUACGUAAAACAUCAGUGAGUCCUGACUUUGUUACAGACCAGCGAGACCUAUUGUUUUGUUUUUUUACAUUAAGUUACUACAGAUACAACCGACUUGUACAGAGGAAAAAUGCAUACAAACUGUUGAAACACAAAAUUAAAGUUUUUUCCGAAUACUAAUAUAA
Molecule: messenger RNA, 1898 nt
Organism: Seriola aureovittata
Lineage: Eukaryota; Metazoa; Chordata; Actinopteri; Carangiformes; Carangidae
Gene: farsa
Product: phenylalanyl-tRNA synthetase subunit alpha
Exons: 13
Coding region: 29-1522 (497 amino acids)
Biological process (GO): phenylalanyl-tRNA aminoacylation
Cellular component (GO): cytoplasm; phenylalanine-tRNA ligase complex; cytosol
Molecular function (GO): tRNA binding; phenylalanine-tRNA ligase activity; ATP binding
Source: RefSeq, a predicted model, not a curated record